Messenger RNA from Loxodonta africana (African savanna elephant), 1044 nucleotides. It is a transcript of the gene PSMB5, whose product is annotated as proteasome 20S subunit beta 5. The coding region runs from base 34 to 825 and encodes 263 amino acids. Lineage: Eukaryota; Metazoa; Chordata; Mammalia; Proboscidea; Elephantidae. Gene Ontology annotation, cellular component: proteasome core complex. The transcript has 3 exons. Gene Ontology annotation, molecular function: threonine-type endopeptidase activity. The record is from RefSeq and is a predicted model, not a curated record.
CCUAGGCGUCAGUUCCUUUUGCCAUCACUAGACAUGGCGUUGGCCAGCGUGUUGCAGAGCCCGCUAUCGGUGAACCAGCAGGGGUUUUUCGGACUCGGGGGUCGCGCGGAUCUGCUGGACCUGGGUCCAGGGAGUUCCAGUGAUGGACUGAGUCUGGCCGCGCCCAAAUGGGGUGUCCCCGAGGAGCCAGGAAUUGAAAUGCUUCAUGGAACCACCACACUGGCCUUCAAGUUUCGCCAUGGAGUCAUCGUUGCAGUGGACUCCCGGGCCACAGCGGGUGCCUACAUUGCCUCCCAGACUGUGAAGAAGGUGAUCGAGAUCAACCCCUACCUGCUGGGCACCAUGGCUGGAGGUGCAGCAGAUUGUAGUUUCUGGGAGAGGCUGUUGGCUCGGCAGUGUCGAAUCUAUGAACUUCGAAACAAGGAGCGCAUCUCGGUAGCGGCUGCCUCCAAGCUGCUUGCCAACAUGGUGUAUCAGUAUAAAGGCAUGGGGCUGUCCAUGGGCACCAUGAUCUGUGGCUGGGAUAAGAGAGGCCCUGGCCUCUACUAUGUGGACAGUGAAGGGAACCGGAUCUCAGGGGCCACCUUCUCUGUAGGUUCGGGCUCUGUGUAUGCCUAUGGGGUCAUGGAUAGGGGCUACUCCUAUGACCUGGAAGUGGAACAAGCCUAUGAUCUCGCCCGCCGAGCCAUCUACCAAGCCACCUACAGAGAUGCCUACUCAGGAGGUGUGGUCAACCUCUACCAUGUCCGGGAGGAUGGCUGGAUCCGAGUCUCCAGUGACAAUGUAGCAGAUCUACAUGACAAGUAUAGUAGCCCUGCCCCCUGAGGGAGAGUGGAUAUGGCCUCUUGCAUUUCUUUGGGUGACUGUCAUUGGUAGUAGGAGCACAGCACCCCAUUCUAUAAUGGAGGGGUCCCUAAUUGUAUUGAUCCUUUUUUUUAGCUCAUGUACAUUGACCUCUGUGUGUUACCAGUUGUUAAUGAGCUGCUGCAGAGGAAACUAUUUGUUUUACUUUCUUCACUGUUAAUAUUACACUACUCAACCUCA